AGAACAUCACUUAUAAAUAGCUGUGAUAGCGUGCCAACAGCUUCAGUUCUUCAAAACGCACAUUUAGCUCCUUUCCUUCGUGUAAAUCAUCAUGGACGAUGAGAUUUCGCUCCCCGCCGACACACUAGCUAUCCUCAACGAGUUCCUCUUGGAGCGUUCCAAACGCGAAGCUGAGGAGGAGAUUCAAAUUGCAAACAAGACCGGAAAGGAUGCGCUUUUUGAGGAAGAUUGGCAACUGAGCCAGUUUUGGUACAACACGAAAACUAAACUCACUUUGCGCGAUGUUGUGGGCAAGUUGCUGGCGCAGCAAAAGGAGGAUUUGGAAGACUUUCACAUAGCACUUCUCUCCUGCCCAUCGCUUUACAAGGACAUUAGGAGUAUAUAUGACAAGGUUCGCAUCUUCGAGUACGAUCAGCGAUUCGCAGCCUUUGGCACGGACUUUGUGCACUACGACCUAAACUGCAUAGGCAGCAAUCCGGACUACCUGAAGGAGCACCACCAGCAGUACGACCUGAUCCUGGCCGAUCCGCCAUUUCUGUCCCAGGAGUGCAUCGCCAAUACAUGCGAAAUAAUCAAGAGGCUCCAGAAGCACCCCAGGGAGUGUAAGCUGAUACUUUGCUCCGGCGAGGUGGUAGAACCCUGGCUGACAGCGCGCCUUCCCGUGCUCAAGUGUAACUUCCGGCCGGAACACGAACGCAAUCUGGGCAACGAGUUUGUCAGCUACGCCAACUUCAAUUUAGACGAAUAUAUUGAAAAUAAAUAAUGAUGAAUGCCA
Messenger RNA from Drosophila elegans, 775 nucleotides. Its product is annotated as protein-lysine N-methyltransferase CG9154. NCBI's taxonomy places the organism in Eukaryota, Metazoa, Arthropoda, Insecta, Diptera, Drosophilidae. Bases 92 to 763 code for a protein of 223 amino acids. The transcript is spliced from 3 exons. Gene Ontology annotation, molecular function: protein-lysine N-methyltransferase activity; nucleic acid binding. The record is from RefSeq and is a predicted model, not a curated record. Gene Ontology annotation, biological process: methylation.